This is a messenger RNA of Chara braunii, 7933 nucleotides long. Lineage: Eukaryota; Viridiplantae; Streptophyta; Charophyceae; Charales; Characeae. The record is from the annotation of a GenBank genome assembly.
GUAGGAUUGAACCUGCGCGGAGUCAUAACGAAGUGGGAGGAGCGGUCGAGGCGACUGAAAAUUUUGCGUGUCGAAAGGUUUCGAUAGUCGGGGCAGUCAGUAGAGAUGUGGCUUGCGCUAAAUGUUGUCGGGAAAGGGGUGAACCCGGGUGCGGAAACAGCACUGGUGGGGCUGUCAGACGAGGUCAAGCUCCAGCGAGUCCUAAGAUAUGUCCUUCAUAGCCACCAUCAGGAAGUGGGCAAGGUCGUGGAUGCCGCCAAUGGUAGUUGGGCGAGGUUCAGGGACAUGAUGCAGAGAAAGUACAGGUUGGGGGAUGGCUUGUUAACCAUGGCGGAUUUGGAGGCCAUGAACAAGGAUGACUUUUCCACGAUUGGGGCGUUUGUGCACGAGUUUAAAAGGAAGGCGCGAAAGGUGCACGGGAUCUCCGAAGAAACGCAGUGUGCCAUAUUUUUGGGUCUGCCUACUGGCUCGGAGGCCUCGAAGCUGACGGGUCACGGAGGGGGAAAUGAGAAACUCACCUGGGCCACUAUCGACAAAGGGGUGGAAGAGGGGAACCUGGACCAGGUGGAGCAGCACCAGAUGCGGCUGCAAAGGCGCAAGAGAAAUGAAAGGGACGCCACCGCGUCCGGGACCCCAGGGGUGAAGAGGAUCGUCACGGACGUAUUGGCAGCGCUGGGGUAUGACAAUGAGGUGGAAGUGCAGAAGAGGGGGGUGACCGUGGCCCAAGGCCGGGCGUUGGGGCCAGUGGAAGAGGAGGCUAGGCGCGAGGACUAUGGCAGAGAAGAGACGGGCUCCCAGAUUCUAACCAAGGCCCAGAGGAAGCAGCGGAAUUUACAAGUGGGGGGUCAAGGAUCCGGAAAAGGGCAGGUCCCGCAAACGAUUGCUGCGCCGCCACCUGCAGCCACGACAACGUCAGCGACGGCCGGGCCGUCAUGUAUGGGGCCGGCGCCAGCUUGUGGGCACUGGGUGCCGCAUGAGAAGGAAGAGCCGACCGUAAGAGUCGAGGAGAUUGUAGGGGAUAGUGAAGAGGUCACUCAGCGACUAAAGACGGGGACUAUAAAGGAGGAGCCAAUAGUCGUCGAAUCGGAUGACGAGGGGCAGGAAGGCGAAGGAGAGCCGACCAUAGUCCUCCUGGGGAGGAUGGAAGAUCUGCUGGAAAAUGUGGGAAACCAAGAGCCCAUUCAGGCACCCUCUCGAAAGGAGCCGGAGCCAGAACGCAGGAAAGAGGUGGUGGAGGUCCCGGAGGAAGAGGAAGAGGAUGACGAUAAAGAGGAUGAGAGGCUCCGACAAAAGGAGGAUCAGAGGGCGGAGCUGAGGGCCAAAAAGAGAGGAGCCCGGGAGGAGGUCGAGCCAAGCCUACCUGACAGUGUACGUAAGAGGAAGAAGUACGCGGUCCGGAUGGAGGAAGGUUUUGAUGUGGAACGGAUGGUGGACAAGCUCCUGGAAGGCCAUAAUGACUUAAUGAACCUGAAGGAUAUCCUGGCGUCGGCGCCGAGGCUCCGUGGGGAGUUGAAAGGGCGACUCUCGCGAAGGCUUACGGUCCUGCCUAGAGAGGUGGAGUGGACUGAGGCAGGGACAAGGAUGAAUUGGAAGUAUGUGGCGUGCGGGCAGGUGGAUUUGGUGAUAAGAAACCAGAAGUGUACUGGGAUGGUAGACACGGGCGCAGAGAUGAACAUCAUCAGGGAGAAGGAGGCAGUGAUGAUAGGCAUGGAGAUCGACCACUCGGACCAUGGUAUGCUGCACGACGCUAACUGCAAGGCCGCCUUUUGCGGCACAGCGUCAAAUGUGAUUAUAGAGAUUGGGAAGGUGCGAGCCAGGACCUGCUUUUUCGUUAUGCCUGAUGUCGAUCACCCCAUCCUUCUGGGGCGGUCGUUCCUGUGCCGAACGAAAAUGUUGAUCUUCAACAAGCACGACGGAACAAUGAUCCUGCUCCUGUGCGACCCGACGUGUGGGAAUUAUGAAGUUAUCACCUGCCGGAACAUGGGACCGGGGAGCGGGAGGAAUAGGCCCAAUCUAGGCUCGUUCACCUUUGAGGAGUCAGAGAACGAGCAGAGACGGCUCUGGGAAGUGCCCGAGGAGGAGGAUAAGGCUGAGGUGCUGAGACUGAGCCUCACAGAUGUGAAUAAGGCCAUGGAGGUGGUGUCGGCUCAUGACAUGGCGGAUCCGGAGGCCAUUAAGGCAUUGAGGGAGCAGGUUUUGGAGAACCCUCAAGUGGGAGAGGUGGAGUUGGUGUAUCGGUUUCCAGGAGGGGGAGGAGGCCCUGCAAUGGCCCAGGCCCGAACGACAAAUAAGAAGUGCCGCCCAGUUCCCGUGCUCGUCACGGAGGAUGAGGAAGCCUACUACGAGCGGGAACGAGGAUUGAUACGGUGUAUGCGGGAGCACGCGUUGGCCGUGCCGUGCCGUAUCAACGACGAGAAUGAGGGGAAGUUGAUAAUCGGGAAGCCCAACUUCCUGUCGCCCCAGGAAAGAGCGUUGAUGCUGGGGAUGAUGAAGGAAAGGCACCGCGCGUAUGCUUUCAAUAAUGAUGAGCGUAGGAGGCUGGAUGUGGACAAGAUCCUGAUGAUACGAAUCCACACCGUUCUGCACGAGCCAUGGAAUUUAAGGGGCGCGCGGUACCCCAAUCUGGACGAGGAAAAGAUGGUGGUGGACUACCUGGACGGCAAGAUGCGGAUGCAUGUGGCCGAUUAUUCCAGUGGGCCGUACGCGUCGCCUUGGUUUUGUUUUAUUAAACCAAAUGGGACGCUAAGGUGGGUGCAAGACUUGCAACGGCUAAAUGCGGUGAUAGUGCGGGACGCAGGAGGAUUGCCGAACGCGGACGCAUUGUCAGAAUCGUGCGCAGGGAGGCCUAUAAUUUCGCUUAUAGACCUCUACUCGGGGUAUGACCAAUUCCCUGUAUACCAGCCAGAUAGGCCCGUAACGGCAAUGCACACUCCCAAAGGGCUGAUUCAUAUGAACGUGGCGCCUCAAGGUUGGACGAAUGCAGUGGCGAUGGUGCAAAGGCAUAUGAUCAGAGUCAUGCAGACGGUCAGCCCACAUAUCACUCAGCCAUAUAUCGAUGACCUGCCGGUCAAAGGUCCGAAGGAGAAGGAGGAAGAUGAAGUGAUGCCCAGUGUACGGCGCUUUGUCUGGAAGCAUAUCCAAGACAUCGAUCAGGUUCUGGGGUUAUUGGAGGAACAUAACCUGACGGCGAGCGGCCCCAAGAGGCUCAUCUUGAGGGUGGACCCUACUGCACUGGCGUGUUCCCUGAAGAAUUAUACUCCAUCUGACCCAACCGUCGCAAGAUGGUUGACCUUUAAUUUCGAGUUGGAAAGGAUCCCAGGGAACAAGAACAGGGCAGAUGGGUUAAGCCGCAUCAACUGGGACGGAUCGGACGAGGAAUCGAUAGAAGACACACCGCCAGUUGAUGGGUUUCUGGAUCAAAAGGAGGACGUUCGCCUGCACAUAAACGAAUGGUCCUUGCGAGUGCCCAGUUGUGUCAGCCACCCCAUAUGGUUGGCAACAAAGGGGUACGAGCAGAAGGAAGGGUUAGUCCUCAAACCCUUUCAGGAGGAGGAUCCGUGGGGAAGUAAGGAUGUUGGUUGGAUGAUGAAGUUGGCGUUGGCAGGUACGCACAAUCUGGUGGAGGAAGUGAGGACAAUAGAGGAAGGCCCCGCUCAGGUAGAGGAGCAUGAGCAGCUAAUGGGAGGGAUGUACCUGCUCACCAAUACGCUCCUGCAGGGAGACUUCGAUCGGAAGGGCUCAUUCAGUCAAGAGGAGGAUGAGAUUCUGGUUCCUGAAAGCCUAGAUGACGAAUUCGAGGAAGGAGAAAUCAAGGAGGCGUUUCGGGCGGAGGAGUACGAUGGGAUCUACAUGGAAUUGGGGUUGCUCCUAUCAUGUGAGAUGAGGGAUAGAGAUGCAAGUGCCAAGGCACAGAAGAUGAGGCACCUCUAUGUGGUAAGGGACGGCCACUUGUUUAUAAAGCGGCAGGUCGGGAACCCCAGGAGGAUCGUAUGUGGGAGAGACCGACAAAUUGAUAUCAUAGCGGCCCUACACGAUGGUAUAGCAGGGGGGCACAGAGGGGCCUUGGCACAGCGAGAUGGGCCAGCAGAGGCCGCCCAGGUGGUGGAGCCAGUUCAGGCCGCGGGGCCAGCUCAGGCGGUGGAGCUACCCCCUACCUAUGGACUCGAGCAGGUGGAGUUUCACCGAAUCACGGGCAGUGAUCUACGGGGCCCGUCGCUGACGUUACCAGAGGGGGGAGAGACAGUGUCGUUGAGGAUGCCGCUCGACAGGUUGGAGGCUCAUCUCGACGCGUCUCAGUGGGGGGCGUCACAGCUGGAAGCGGACGAGAGUGGACCGGCACGGUAUGAGCCAGUAGAGGAUGAGCCAGAGGAGGAACCACAUGAGCCGGGGCCAGAGACGGGGUCUCGCGAACCCGAGGAGUCGCAGACUGAGGGGGUUAUCACUGUUGAAAAUGAUACCCCUCCUCCUGCCCCGAUUCCGGAACAGGCACGGCAGUAUUGGCCUGAAGGAAUUCCUGAGCCGGACAGCGAGGAAAUGUUGGGGCCUCCAUCGGAAACUACUAUGCCACCUCCGACGCAGGCGGAGCCAGAGGAGGGCGAGAGAGCGAGGACACCUACUACUAUGGUACGCCUCGAGGAGUUAUACCAGGAAAAACUCAGGAUGGAGGCCGCAGGAGAAGCGCCAAAGCCGCCAAUUGACCUUCCGACGAGCGAGCAGAGGAUUAGCGAGGCUUGGGCCAGCUAUGAGGGUGAGAGAGAUGCUGCUCGCCUGAGGUUACGGGAGGCAGGACAGGAGAAUGUGAGGGUGGGCGAGGCACAAGAAACAGAGGACUUGGGAUUUUCAGCCGCCAGGAUGGAGAUUGAGCGUGCAGAUAAGAGGAUAGGUGAGGUGGCGGUCUCGUCCUUCCAACGAUACUCCAUGCUCAGCGAUGAGUUGGCGACCUCGAGGUUAGAAGUGGGACAGUUGUCCACCCAACUAGCAGAAGAGAGGGCAGAGAACCAGGCGUGGAGGACCCGCAUGGAAGCCAAGGAGGCGGAGUGGGAGAAGAGGCUUCAGGACAUGGCGGCGAUGGUAGAGAGGCUCUCGGCCACUACGGUGGUCGACUGGACGGAGCAGAGCCGGUAUGGUAUUCAGGGGAAGGAGGUACAGGGGCUCUUUGGCCAGGAAGGAACGACGGAGACGCCACAACAGGAGGGAAUGGGGAAGGUAUUCCUGGACCCAACAGAGGCGGCAGCACGGCGGGAGACCGAGGAGGGGAGGUUCAGCUUCAGGACGCCCACAGAGUCGGCCUCGCAACAGGCCACCCCUAUGACGAUUGAGAUCCCUGAGGGCGAGCUGGCGCAGGGACCCCAACCUCCAGUAAAGGAAGGGGGCCCCAUAGAGGAGUCCCCUACGAUCCUUUUGGAGGUGCAGGAGGGUGCCCUUACGGGAGCAGCAGCAUCCACUGAGCCGGAGGCAAUGGGGGGAGAGGCGUCUCGACUGGAUGAGUUAGUGGCAGCUAUGGAGCUGGACAUGCCGUCAGGAGAGCCUCAGAGACAGGAGACCUCAGAGCGUCUGAAGUUCCUCCAUGAAAAAAUCGGUUUCCUGAAGGACAGCAUGCCGAGGAGUAGAGGGUGCGAGAGGGCGCUGUCUUGGACGAGCCAGAAACGAAGGCCGAGGGAGGGCACCGGUCAUCCAUCCUCGCCCCUUCAAAACAAAAGCUUGUUUCAUGCUGUAGCAUUGCAGGAUCACAUUGCACGAGGAUUACGCUUGAAAGAAAAUUCAUCCUUCAUUUCAAAUGUUCCUUUGAACAGUGAUGGAACACCCUCAAAUGCACAGCAAGCUGGCUCAAGCAACUCGCACUUGGCCUCAGCACCUCAGGUUGCCAAUGGCUGCUCUUAUCAGUCACCUGGGAGUGAGUUACCUGAGCAGCCCAAAAAAGAAGAAGAGAAGAAGAAAAAGAACUCAAACCUGGAGCCUGAAAAGACGCAAAGGCUGACUCUUGCUCAGCGAUAUGGUCUCGUGGAGCGUCCCCCACCUCCCCUCAGUGCAGAGGAAUGGAAAGAAAUGCACCAGAGGUCACGGGACCGGCAUGACAGCAUGGCUCCUUGUCCUAUUUGUCGGGAAGUCUUCAAAGAGGAGGAGCAGGUGCUUCUGAGUUGCUCUCAUGUCUUCCACAAGGCAUGCAUUCAGAGCUUUGAACGCUUUGCUCAACAGAAAUGUUGCCCCCUCUGCAGAGCAAUGCGGUACCAGAAACGCCGGAUCACUGAUGGGUUGAUUGCCUACAGGCAUGUGUGUGCUACAAGGAUUCAAGCCCUUUACAGAGCUUAUCGUGUGCGUAAAUGGUUCAAAAAGGUGUGUGAGAAAAUCCCUCCCAAAGAUCCCAAAGCCCGGCGAGAAUUUUUUGCAAGGAAGCUAGAAGCAGCCACCGACGGCCUUGUGACUCACAUAGCAAAUGAGCGAAAUGCAGUGGAUGAGCUCUUGUCACAAGUUGAUCGAUCUCUUGUUCUCAGCAGGAGAGUCUGUCAGGAUGCCAGUUUGGCAUUGAACAUCCUGCACAGCCAGCAGCAGACAAGCAGCCAAGACCCUGAGGGAAAUGGAGGCAGUGUUGUGGUGUGGCCCCUUUCCGACCAAGGCGCUGACAUAGACAAUUACGACAAUCAUAAUGAUGCUGAUAUUGAUAAUGAUGACAAUUACGGUGAUGAACAUCUCAGGCUUGUAGUUGGCCAAGGUUGGGUGUUGGGCUCCCAGCAAAUCAAUCAACUCUUUGACUCUUGCAAGCAGAUUGACUGGGACUCAGUCAUUGACAAAGCCCUGAGACGAGGAGACACAGAGUGCCCCAUCUGCAUUAGCCCUCUGCAUAGGAAGGAAGGGAAACCGAUCGCCUGGCUGAGCUGUAGCCAUGUCUUCCAUGUGGAGUGUAUUCAAGCUUUCGAGGACUUCAGCACUGCAGCAGCAUGUGGCUCAUCAUCUUCGAGGGAGUCUGCUCCCGGGGAUCUGCAUCAAGGACAGGCUGCCACAACCUCCGAGAGCACCAGAAGUCAAGAAGGGCAACUUGACAUGGUCGUAGAAGGACAGAAUGCCCAUCAUCAGUCUGUGGAGCAUUUGAGAGAUUCCAACCCAAGCCAUCAGUUUCAAGGGCAGCGCUCUGCACUGUCUGCAGGGCUCCAGUCUCCGCAUGUUAAUGGCAGCAUGCCACAAGCAAUUACUGCCAUUACCACAAGCACCUCUGCAACCCUCAACUCUGCGUCUAAUGGCAGAGCUGAAGAAGGGGUGGUAGGCACACCAAGGAAUACUGUGUGGUGUCCUGUCCGUGUUGUCCACAUUUGCCCGAUUUGUCGAGCUGGUUACCAGCGACUAACGCUGUGAUGUACUGGGGAUGCUGCUGCUGAUGAUGAUGAUGAUGAUGAUGAUGAUGAUGAUGAUGAUGAUGAUGAUGAGUAAGAGGGGGAGGAGAGGGAUGAAAGGGAGAAAAGGGAGGACAGGAGGGAGGAUGAUAACCGUGCAGCGAUGAUCACCGUGAUAAUGACGUUUUGGCAACGAUGACAACAGUCAUAAUGCAUUUUGUCCUACCAUCUUAACAUGUGACAUUUAAAUUUUGACUUAUUUGAGGUUCAGAAGAUUGGAGAGUAAGAAGAUGCGGAAGAGAGUGAGGUGAGAGAGGACAGGGAGGAGAGGAGGGAGGAUGAUAACAGCGGCAGUGAUGAUGACGGUAAUAAUGAUGUUUUGGCAAUGAUGACAUUGGUCAUAAUGCAUUGUUUCCUUCCAUCUUAACAUUUGACGUUUAAGUUUUGCCUUGUCAGAGGUUCAGAAUAUUAUAACAAUGUCCACGAGCAUUAGGCUACAAUGGUGUGAAGACUUGAGUCCCCAUGAGUCCUCUGUGUAUUCGUCCCUGAGCGAAAAUGACAGUAUUGAGGUCAAGUCAUGAUCACUAGAAUCAAAAUCGAAGGUUUGC